Messenger RNA from Colletotrichum truncatum, 1632 nucleotides. NCBI's taxonomy places the organism in Eukaryota, Fungi, Ascomycota, Sordariomycetes, Glomerellales, Glomerellaceae. The record is from RefSeq and is a predicted model, not a curated record.
AUGCUGUUUACUUCUUCUUCCAAGUCUCCAAGAGUGGGAGAGGCUCCUUUUAGUAAUGCUUCUAGCAAAUCCAGCGAGGAAAAGGCCGCAAGCUCCCCAUUCCCCUCAUCCAACAAAAAUUUAUCUCGUACUUCCCACCCACAUUGGUGGAAAGAGAAGGGCCUACGAAGUUUGAAUUUCCGACUGCUGGCAAUUUUCAUUAGCCCGUUGAUGAUAGGAUAUGACGGCACUCUCAUAGGAUCAUUAUUUACUAUGCCUCACUGGUACCGAGACCUGAGCCUCAAUCCUAAAGAUAGCAAUCUCAUCGGAUUAAUGGGUGCUGGCUACUCGUUUGGUGCAAUGAUUGUAUUUCCACUUUUGAGUUGGGUCGCAGACACUUUUGGCAGAAAGAUUAUGAUCAUACUGGGCGAUACGAUUAUUAUUGGUGCUGUCCUGGGUCAAGUGUUCUGCUAUAAUGCACGAAUUUACGUUCUCACACGCUUUAUCCUCGGAAUGGGUUCCAUGUUUGUUUCCGCUAGCUGCCCCGUCCUACUCACCGAACUCGCACAUCCACGCCAAAGAAGCUUUAUGGUUAGUGGAUACGGUUCCUUAUUCUUUGUUGGAUCACUCGUUGUGGCCUGGAUUGCUUUUGGAAGCCUUCAUAUCCCUAGCCAAUGGAGCUGGCGAAUCCCGACAAUUUUGCAGCUCUUCCCACCGGCAACUCAGCUUUUGUUAAUCUUCCUAGUUCCGGAGUCACCCAGAUGGCUUGUGUCCCAUAACCGCCAUAGCGAAGCCAAAAAUAUCUUGGUGCAAUUUCAUGCUGACGGGAAACCACAUGACAGCAUCGUAUCAAGCCAGUACACCGAAAUCUGUCAAGCGAUCGAACUUGACCAACAGAGUCAAGCCAUGAGCUGGUUUUCUUGGUUCCGAGGAUCUGGAAACCGCCGAAGGCUUCUCUUAGUCGUCUUUUGCACCAUUUUCGGAUCAUGGAGCGGAGGCGGCAUCAUAACAAUCUACCUUUCUGUCGCCCUGAGACAGGUUGGCAUUACAGCACCUGCGCAGCAAGCAGGAAUCAACGGCGGAUUGCAAGUAUUCAACUUGUGUGCUGCUCUUUUGGGUGCUAGCCUAGUGGACAGACUUGGCCGCCGUAUUCUCUUUAUAUCUUCCAGCGUCAUCAUGCUUUUUGCCAUGGUAGGGCUUACAGUAGCCACAGAGCAAUUUACCCAAGAGGCCCAGGCAGCAGCAAGCAAAGCCCUAGUGGCUAUGGUUUUCCUGUUCCAGUUUGGUUAUGACCUUGGUUAUGCUCCGCUGACUCCUAUGUACAUAGCUGAGAUUUGCCCUUACCAUCUCCGGGCCAAAGCAAUGGCCCUUCAUUAUGUCCUCAUGUAUGCGUUCAGCGCUGCAAGCCAGUAUGCCAACCCUGUAGCAUUGCAGGAUAUGGGCUGGAGAUAUUACAUUGUUUACGUUGCGAUUUUGCUAUUUGAGGCUCUUUUCACUUAUUUCUUGUUCCCGGAGACAAAAGGAUACACUAUUGAGGAGGUUGCAAGCAUUUUCGACAAAAGCGACUCUGAAACACCAGAGACUGCUUCAGGGCGAGACGCUGGAAGACAGCACCACUCGUCAAAUCAUCAGAACAAAGGCAUGGAAUAUUGA